AUGGCGGAGCUAGCUUCGGGUUAUCGCAAGGUGUCACCCGAAGCUAUUCCAGACCUGAUUGCGUGGCUCGGCAGGUGCCUGGCGGUGCGGCAGGAGCAGCCCAACUCGCCGCUGUGGCGCACGUCCGUGCUGCAGUUCGCCGACGUCCUCGACCACGCGCUGCUGCUCGACUGCCCCCCGCACCUCCUCCCCCUCCCCUCUUCCCCCGCCCCCUCCGCCCCCUCCGCCCCAUCCGCCCUAUCCGCCUCGCCUGCUGGAUCCCAACAAGCCCCAUCUGCCCCCAUCGCUGGAACGGCGGCAGCAGAGAGCAGGGGGGGCGGGGAGAAGGGGAAGGAGGGCAGGGAGCAGCAUGGAACGGCCGAGGCAGGGCCGCAUGGAGAGGCGGAGGCAGGUUCAAGGAGCGAUAGUGAUGCAGCGGUGGAAGAGACACAAGGUCAGUGCACACACCAGCAGGAGGGGCAGCAGCAGCAGCAGCAGCAGCAGCAGCAGCAGCAGCAGCAGCAGCAGCAGCAGCAGCAGCAGCAGCAGCAGCAGCAGCAGCAGAGCGUGGCACUGUCGGGCGCCACGGCCACGUGGGAGGCGGCAGUGCGGCAGCGGUUCUGGAAGGAGCUGGUGGCGCUGUACGAGGGCGUGGUGCGCGGCAUGUGCGCAGGGGAGGGGGUCGUCAGGGGCAUGGGCACGGGGGAGUGGCAGUCUGGGUCCGUCCAAAAUCUGCCGCCGGCUCAGGUGCAUGAGGACGAGGUGCUACAGGAGCGGAUGGUGCGGUUGCUGGGAGAGAAAGUGCUCAGAUACUGCCAAGACGCGCCACUGGAGGUGAGCGGGGGCCGGGACAGGAAUAUGGCCCACACAGACUCACACGGUUUGCACUACUCACGUGUACGUGCACCCGCCUUUGCUGCUAUAGCCGCCCCGCUGCCCUUCCCGGAUCAGGUGAAGCAGCGCCUGGUGGGGCUGCUGCUGGACCUGGCAGAGAGGGCCGUGGGGGAGGUGCAGCUCACAGGGGGUGGCCGUGGCCGUGGGAGCUCAGGGCACAGUGGCUCCGAGCAAGGAAAAGCGCCCAGCAAAGCAGCCGCGGCUGCACCAGCAAGCAACGGCAGUCUGGCAGCAACUGGCUCAGGUGCUGGUUCAGGAGGGCAGGGGCCUAAGGGCGAGGGGAAGGCAGCUGCGCCUCUGAGUGGGCUUGCGCGCGUGGGUAGCUGGCUGGGGUGGGGUGCUGCUGGUGGGGCAGGGGCAGGGGGGCAGGUGAAGGCGACAGGCAGUGUGGGAAGAGGGGGAAGCGACGGCUUGAGUGGCAACGGUGGCAGUGGCAGUGGUGGGCAUGUGGUGGUGAGCAGGACGAGAAGCAGCAGUGCUGUUGCUGUGGGGAGUGGAAGCAGAGGCAGCGAUGGGGGCAUAGUGGAUCAUUCGCUGGUUGGGGUAGGCAGCGGCAGCGUGGGUGACAAUGGCGGCAGUGGUGGUGGCAGUGGUGAGGGGGGCUGCGGCAUGUGGAGGGAGACGUUGCACCCUGUGUGCUUCACUGCCAUCCACCUGCUGCCCCAGAUCUGCGGGUGA
Closterium sp. Naga37s-1 is the source of this 1551-nucleotide messenger RNA. NCBI's taxonomy places the organism in Eukaryota, Viridiplantae, Streptophyta, Zygnematophyceae, Desmidiales, Closteriaceae. The record is from the annotation of a GenBank genome assembly.